CCAACCCCCAGAGGAUUGUCUUCAGGAGACUCAAACACACAAGCACUCACACCCUACAGGUGCAUCUGAUGAACACGGAUUGUACUUGCCCUUCCCUUCUGCAGGUGUAACUAAAACCUAAUUGCCAUGGAUCCGGUCUCUGUACUUCUGUCCGUUGUUGUUUGUAUUUUCCUAUAUAAAGUCUUCUAUGGUGGGAAAGGAGCAUCUCAGAACUUCCCUCCUGGGCCCAAACCAUUACCCCUCAUUGGGAAUCUGCACAUGAUGAAUAUGAAGAAACCCCAUCUAACAUUUAUGGAGUUCAGUAAGAAGUACGGCCCAGUAUUCAGCAUUCAGCUUGGGUUAAAUAAGGCGAUUGUGCUUUGUGGCGCGGAUGCAGUGAAAGACGCUCUUAUUAACCAUGGCGAUGAGUUUUCGGGGAGGCCCAAAAUUCCAGUCUUUGACCAAAUAUCUAAAGGAUAUGGUGUUGUGUUUGCUGAUGGGGAGAACUGGAAAGUGAUGAGAAGAUUCGCUCUUUCUACGCUAAGAGACUUUGGGAUGGGGAGGAAAACUAUAGAAGACACAAUCGUUGAAGAAAGUGGCUGUUUGGUGGAAACGUUCAAGUCCCAUGAAGGGAAGCCAUUUGAUAACACCUUGAUACUGAAUGCGGCUGUAGCCAACAUCAUUGUGCACAUACUGCUCAACCACCGCUUUGACUAUCAGGAUCCAACGCUGAUCAAACUUAUAAAAAGUGUCAGUGAGAAUGUCAAGAUUGCUGGAAGUCCUAUAGUCAUGCUGUAUAACACAUAUCCGUCUAUUAUGGGAUGGAUUCCUGGAAGUCACAAAACUGUUUUCGAAAACUUCCAAAAAUUAUCCAACUUUCUUAAAGAGACAUUUACCAAACGUAGGGAUCAACUGGAUGUAAAUGACCAGAGGGAUCUCAUUGACGCAUUCCUUGUCAAGCAACAAGAGGAUGCAGACAAUACUAACUUAGCUCUGCAAUUUCAGGAGAAGUCUUCAUCUAAAAAGUUUUUCCAUGAUGAAAAUUUGAAAGUUCUUUUAGGCGAUUUAUUUGCCGCUGGAAUGGAGACGACUUCUACCACUCUUCGCUGGGGUAUCCUGCUGAUGAUGAAAUAUCCAGACAUUCAAAAAAAAGUCCAAGAUGAAAUUGACAGAGUGAUUGGAUCGGCAGAACCUCGGCUCGAACACCGGAAACAAAUACCCUAUACCGAUGCCGUUAUCCAUGAGAUUCAGAGAUUUGCCAACCUCGUGCCUAUUGUCCUUCCCCAUUCGAUAACUGAGGACGUCACAUUCAGAGGCUAUUUCCUUCCAAAGGGAACCCAAGUGAUCCCCCUGCUGAUUUCUGUUAUGCAAGAUAAAGAUUAUUUCCAAAAACCAGAAGAAUUUUACCCGGAACAUUUCCUUGACUCAAAAGGAAAUUUUGUGAAAAAUGAGGCCUUCCUUCCCUUCUCAGUAGGUAAAAGAAGUUGUGUCGGAGAGACGUUGGCCAAGAUGGAACUCUUCUUGUUCUUCACAAAACUUCUGCAGAACUUCACAUUCCAACCCCCUCAUGGAGUUGAGGUCCAACUGACCUGUGGAGAUGCACUCACAUCCAUACCUUUAGACCAUAAGAUCUGUGCAUUGCCUCGCAGCUAGACAAACUCUACACAUAAUCACCAUAAAAUGGAGCUUCUCAUUUACAAAAAUUAAACAUAGAAAGCUAUAAACAGUCUUAAGAAACCAAAACCUUUAUUUACUUGUAAUUUUAGCUAUUUCUUGAAGUCCUGGUCAGUGUCCGCACUCUUCAAAACCCCACCCCUUUUCACAGAUCAAGACUUUUCAGCCUGAGUGAAGAAAGCCCUUGUUAUUCCUCAGUUUCUCUGCUUUAUAGAACAUUUUGGGACAAAUACGCCUUCCCUAUUCCAAUUACACUCCCACAUCUUAUGGUGAAGCCAUGAAACCAUUCUACUGUACACGAAUAGUUCUCUAUAGUUACCUGUAAACUGUAUUUGUAAUGAUGAAUUAUGUGCAGAACGGCCUAUAUUAAUUUGAUAUUUAUAUAUUAAAAAGAGAAUAUAAUUCUUACCUAUA
Messenger RNA from Xenopus tropicalis (tropical clawed frog), 2067 nucleotides. RefSeq names its product cytochrome P450 family 2 subfamily F member 1 like gene 2 (gene cyp2f1.2). The record is from RefSeq and is a predicted model, not a curated record. Gene Ontology annotation, molecular function: monooxygenase activity; iron ion binding; heme binding. Gene Ontology annotation, biological process: aflatoxin metabolic process. Lineage: Eukaryota; Metazoa; Chordata; Amphibia; Anura; Pipidae. The transcript is spliced from 10 exons. The coding region runs from base 127 to 1632 and encodes 501 amino acids.